Molecule: messenger RNA, 2711 nt
Organism: Xenopus laevis (African clawed frog)
Lineage: Eukaryota; Metazoa; Chordata; Amphibia; Anura; Pipidae
Gene: znf81.S
Product: zinc finger protein 81 S homeolog
Exons: 7
Coding region: 285-2108 (607 amino acids)
Biological process (GO): regulation of transcription by RNA polymerase II; regulation of DNA-templated transcription
Cellular component (GO): nucleus
Molecular function (GO): identical protein binding; RNA polymerase II cis-regulatory region sequence-specific DNA binding; DNA-binding transcription factor activity, RNA polymerase II-specific
Source: RefSeq, a predicted model, not a curated record
UUGUUAGAGAGCUCUGAGUGGUUUCAAACGCUGCUUAUUUUCUGCAGUAAAAUCAAAAUUUGUAUAAUAUAUAGACUUGUGCCCAAUGGGCUCUACUUGGAAUUAACCUAGAAAUCUGGGGGAAGGGCUCCCCUAAAGAAUCAUAUGCAAAAAAGUGAGCCAUGUCUGUAAAUCGUACUGAGAGAAAAACAACAAAUCCCAGAAUUCCCUUCAGGAAUAAUCCCACCCCUGAGCUCAUUUCCUGUGACAGACGGGAGUCAGGCAGUAGGUAGUGGGUCACACUCAUGCAGCACCUAUUGAACCCAAUAAUACUAAACACAAUGAAUAAAGAUAAGAAGCAAAUGACUGAGAAGAUAUUGAAUCAUGCCCUGGGUAUUAUAUUCUUGCUUACUGGAGAGGAAUACAUCAUUGUGAAGAAGAAUUAUCCCCACAGUAGCAUUCAGCUGCUUACUGGAGAGGUUCCAAUAAAGUGUGGAGAUGUUGCAGUCUAUUUCUCCAUGGAGGAAUGGGAAUACUUAGAAGGACACAAGAAACUUUACAAGGAUGUUGGAACAGAGGAGCAAAAGUCUUCGGAGGUUCCAGCACAACAAAACUCUGACCUUUGUGACAAAAAUCAAAAAAUUGUGGCUACUAAUCAUGUGGACAAAAUGGAGGAAGAUGGAAAUCCUGUUCAGCAGGGACCUGUUGCUUCAGACACUGGCCCAGCAUAUACCCAGAACAAAGCUCCAGACAAUGUGCUUAUUGCUAAGGAGGAGAAAGAAGAGAUUAAUGAUUUAAACAGAAAUCAACCUGGAGUCCAUUCUUCCUUUGAUAAAGGGAAUUCGCAUAAUGGAGUCUGCACAUCAGACGAAACGAAGCUCUUAAAAAAUAAUUUAUUAGAAGUUUCCCGCAAUGCCGUCUGCACUUCAGAUGAAAUAAUGUAUAUGAAAAGGAAUAUAUUAGGGGAUUCCCAGAAAGCAAUCUGCACAUCCAAUGAAAGGACGUGUAUGAAAAGGAAUACAGUUGGGGAUUCCUACAGUUUAAUGAACACAUCAGAGGAAAUGAUGCGCAUCAAGAGCAAAUUAUCAGAUCCCCGCAGCACAUCAAAGGAAGUGAUGUAUAUGAAGAAUAAUAUAUUGGGAGGCUACACGAGUGCAGUUUGCAAAUCAGCAGAAGGGAUGCAUAUGAAAAGGGAUAUUGUAUCAAAUUCCCACAAUGCAAUACACCCGUCCGAUAACAUGGUGUUUGGAAAUAGUCGCUUUUGCACAGAGUUUCAGGGCAGACACUACGGAAUUCCAUCUAAUGAACCAAAGCCGUUUGGAAAAGUCAUUCUUACUCCCAUUUCAAUACCGUGCCCACGGGGCUACAAAACGCAGGAUCUGCGUGACCACUUUGUCACUGGGAGCAACGGGAGCGUAUCCUACAUUGAGUCCAUAGUGAAUGACCACCAGGCAAAACUCAAAGAUGAAAAACCUUAUAAACUUGAAGUUAGGAGACAACUGUCCCCCAAAUGCACAGCUUCCGAGGAAAAGCCCCAUAAAUGUAACGUUUGCGGAAAGCAGUUCCCCACACUUUCUAAGGCUUCUUCCCAUUCGAGAAUUCACAACAAGCCAUUUGUGUGCCCUGAAUGCGGCAAAGGCUUUCCUUUUAGGUCCAACCUAAAUAAACACAUUAGGACUCACGCAAAGGUAACCCAACAUGCCUGCCCUGAAUGCGGCAAAUACUUUGACAAAAGAACAUUGCUGGAGAAACACUUCACAAGCCACACCCUAGAGAAGCCAUAUGUGUGCCCGGAAUGUGGCAAAUGCUUUUCUCAGAGGUCGUGCAUGGAAACGCACUACCGAAUUCAUACAAAAGAGAAACCGUAUUCUUGCCGGGAAUGCGGCAAAUGUUUUGCUCAGAGGGGACAUCGCAACAUGCACCAAAGAAUUCACACGGGGGAGAAACCAUUUCCUUGCCCUGAGUGUGGGAAAUGCUUUUCUCAAAAGAUACUCCUAGAUGUCCACUACAGAGUCCACUCAGGAGAGAAACCCUACUCCUGCCCUGAGUGUGGCAAAUCCUUAACAACAAGGGCUAAUAUGGAGGCACAUCUGAAAACCCAUUGUGGUUUGGAUCCAUGUGACCCCUAAAAGUGGAGAUAGUUUCUUAUGUUUUCGUUUUGUAAGCCAGCUGAUAGCACAUGCUGGAAAGGUGGAUAUUUGGGGUCAAAUUUAUCAAAAAUUGUUGUGUUUAGUCAUCUCGUAUAAUAUGGCAUCAUCUACAAUUCGCCGAUCACCUCGAAUGUCCGUGAGGUUUAAUAAGUAAUUUCUCAAAUGGGUUAAACUCAAUCAAGUAAAUUAUAUUUGGAAAUCUGCUGUACUUUUCUCUAAUUCCAUCAUAACUUGUUGGCCAAAGUCAAGUAUUAGCUCAAAAACAGCUUGAAUAUCUACAUUUUCAAAAACAAUUCAAAUCUAACAUUUCCCAUGGUUUCAGUUGUAUCUCAAUAGAUCUGAGCUGGAAAGAUGAAACUUCAUGAUCUCAUAAGUCUGAAAAAUCAGCAUUUCAGGAUCACGUAAACUCGAAGCAUUGAUGAUUCGUACUUAUUAGACAAUCUCCGGUCUCAGACUUUGAUAAAUGUGCCCCUGUUACAAAUCCCAACAAAUGUUUAAACACAAAUGUAUUUCUAACACCUGUACUUUUGUUUAGUUGUUUAGUAAAAUGUCAUUUUCAUUAAAAAAAAAUGCUGAAUAAAA